CCACGGAAGGCACUCCGUCAGCACACAGUAAAGACCCCUGCGCUGACCUCGGUCUACAGCCGGACUCACUCUUAUUGAACUGCCUUGGAUAGAAGGGCCUUUGCCAAUAGAAGGUGCGGCCCGUGCGGGUGCGUCACAAAUGCCUAUCUGAUCUACCCUGCUCUCGUAUUUUCCUCUACUCAAGUGCCUAUUAUCUAAAGCCCGCUACAAGUGUAUUUCUGUUGCCGAACUGGAUGACAGCAUUCUAAUACACUACAAAAAGUCCAGACGCCCUUGCUGGCGUCGUUACAUAUGGGACGGCAUGGCAAUACAGCCAUCAGAGAACGACCACUUUGUUCCAUCCGGAUUCUUGCGCUGUUGCGAAUAUGCGAUCUGUGCCCUGGAGAACUCUUUGACUGAUGCUGCCGCCUCGUUGCGUAUGUAAUAUCAGCCUCUCCAUUGCCAUGAUUCCGGUGGAGUCAACUACCCUCUCCCGGUCGGGAAGAUCCUCGUUGAGUACCUCUGCGAUGACUCGGGCUAGAAUAUCAACAUGAUCUAUUCAUGUGAUCAAUCAGAAUACGAAAGCCCACAAUGGCGCGGCCAGUCCUAGUACGACUGUGAGCUUUCCAAUUGCGAUCGCGGAUGAGAAAUACUACAAGAGGAUGUCUUCCAAUCUAUUCCUUUC
This is a messenger RNA of Mycena citricolor, 664 nucleotides long. The record is from the annotation of a GenBank genome assembly. Lineage: Eukaryota; Fungi; Basidiomycota; Agaricomycetes; Agaricales; Mycenaceae.